AUGCAGUACGUAGGCAGAGCUAUCGGGUCUGUUUCUAAGACAUGGUCGUCCAUCAAUCCAGCCACGCUGUCGGGCGCUAUAGAUGUUGUUGUGGUGGAGCAUCCCGAUGGGAGGCUAUCGUGCUCUCCCUUCCAUGUCAGGUUUGGCAAAUUCCAGAUUUUAAAGCCAUCACAAAAGAAAGUCCAGGUAUUUAUAAACGAGAAGCUGAGCAAUAUGCCAAUGAAGCUGAGUGACUCUGGGGAGGCCUACUUCGUUUUCGAAAUGGGUGACCAAGUCAGAGACGUCCCUGAGGAGUUACUCGUGUCGCCUGUGAUGAGCGCAACUUCAAGUCCCCCCCAAUCACCUGAAACAUCCAUGAUGGAAGCAGGGACCGAAUGUGACGGUGAGGGAGAAGGUGAAGAUAAGAAGCAGGAAAAGAAAGUCUUAGAAGAGCCUGAUUUCCUGGAUAUUAAUGAAACGGGUAAAUCAACUGUUAAAAACGACGAAACCACAGCGUCUGAAUCUCUUACUGGAUCCUCCGCGACAACGUCACCAGAUUUGACUGAAGAGAGGAAGCUUGCUGAGCAGCGAACAAAGAAUUUCCAGCAGAAAUUGAACAAGAGACUCACUGAGAUUCAUAUUCCGAGUAAACUUGACAACAACGGCGAUUUACUACUAGACACUGAAGGUUAUAAACCAAACAAAAAUACAAUGCACGACACGGAUAUACAACUGAGGCAAUUGUUGAAGGACGAAUUUGGUAACGACUCGGAUAUUUCCAAUUUUAUCAAAGAAGACAAAAAUGGUAAUAUUAAGAUUGUUAACCCUUAUGAGCACCUCACCGACCUAUCACCUCCAGGUUCACCCCCGACGAUGGCGACAAGCGGAUCAGUCCUAGGACUGGAUGCAGUAGAAUCUGGAACGACCUUGAACUCAUCAUUCUCCUCGCCAUCAACUUCCGAUACGGAAAGCGAAACGUCAUUUAGCAAGGAACAAAGUAGUGCCAGUGAAGGCGCCAACGAGAAAAGUUCUGACAAGUCAGAAAAGAGGUACAUACGAACCAUAAGAUUGACUAAUGAUCAACUGAAGUGCUUGAAUCUAACCUAUGGUGAAAAUGACUUGAAGUUUUCAGUGGACCACGGGAAAGCCAUUGUCACUUCAAAAUUAUUUGUUUGGAGAUGGGAUGUUCCAAUUGUCAUCAGUGACAUUGACGGCACCAUAACAAAAUCCGAUGCCCUAGGUCAUGUCUUGGCUAUGAUAGGGAAAGAUUGGACGCAUUUGGGAGUGGCCAAGUUAUUUAGCGAGAUUUCUCGGAAUGGCUACAAUAUACUUUAUCUAACAGCAAGAAGUGCCGGACAAGCUGACUCAACGAGAAGUUAUUUAAGAUCAAUUUUGCAGAAUGGCAGCAAACUGCCCAACGGACCUGUCAUUUUGUCACCAGAUAGAACAAUGGCCGCGUUAAGGCGGGAAGUGAUAUUGAAGAAACCAGAAGUCUUCAAAAUUGCAUGCUUAAAUGAUAUCAGGUCGUUAUAUUUUGAAGACAGCGAUAAUGAUAUGGACACUGAGGAAAGAUCAACACCAUUUUUUGCCGGCUUUGGUAAUAAAAUUACCGAUGCUCUAUCCUAUAGAACAGUAGGUAUACCAAGUUCAAGGAUUUUCACAAUUAAUACGGAAGGCGAAGUCCAUAUGGAGUUGUUAGAACUAGCUGGUUAUAGAAGUUCUUAUAUACACAUCAAUGAACUUGUUGAUCAUUUUUUUCCGCCAGUUAGUCUUGACAACGAAGACUUAAGAAGUAAUACUUCCAUGGUUCCUGGAUCUCCACCUAAUAAAACGCUGGAUAAUGCAGAUGCAGAAAAUACUUCAGGUCACAAAACUUUGUUCAGAGGUAACCAAGAAGAGAAAUUUACAGACGUCAAUUUUUGGAGAGACCCGUUAGUUGACAUCGAUAACUUAUCGGAUAUCAGCAAAGGCGACGAUGAAAGUACUGAUCAAGAUACUGAUAUAUCACGACAAGGCAGUGGUAGUAGAAGUAGGACAAAUUCAGCCAAAACCAUGAAGGCCAGUAACGUUCCCCAGGUACAUGUCAGCAGCACAAACAGCAAUGAAGCCUUAGCUGCUUCGUCUUAUGUAGAAAAUGCCUCGUCUCAUGAUGCCUCUAAAAGUAGCCCAACGUCGACGCCCAAUAAAUCCUCAAAAUUCAAAGAGGAUAUAGGGAAGCAAAUGUAUCUUGAAUUAGGCUCACCUCUUGCGUCACCAAAAAUGAAGUACCUGGACGAUAUGGACGAUAAUGAGUACAACGAGAGCAGAUUCAAAUCAAGGAGGGCAUCUUCGGCCACAGCAACGAGUAUUGGCAAAGAGUUCAAGAAGUUAUCAAUGUCCAGAGCCGGUUCCCCAACAAGCAGCGUUUCAAAAGUCAGCGUUCUAGACGACGUACACUCACGCGAAAAUUCAGACACCGAGUCAGGGAUGGAGCCAGGUGAUGAUAAUUCGAAACGUAAACAAUUGCAACACACUUCUGCGGACGAUAACGACAACGACUUGGAUGCAAGAGUAAGCGAUGAGUUUGACGACGAUGAAUUCGAUGAGGAUGAAUUCGAAGAUUAG
Molecule: messenger RNA, 2583 nt
Organism: Saccharomyces eubayanus
Lineage: Eukaryota; Fungi; Ascomycota; Saccharomycetes; Saccharomycetales; Saccharomycetaceae
Gene: PAH1
Product: phosphatidate phosphatase PAH1
Exons: 1
Coding region: 1-2583 (860 amino acids)
Biological process (GO): triglyceride biosynthetic process; fatty acid catabolic process
Cellular component (GO): nucleus
Molecular function (GO): phosphatidate phosphatase activity
Source: RefSeq, a predicted model, not a curated record